GUAUCUAGAUGAGCACUCUUUCGCCGCCGAAACUCGGCUCUUUUUUAUUCGAGUUCCGAACAGCAGCCGAGUCGGAGGUAGAACCCUGCGGAUAACGAUAACCCAACCAACCAGGACCCCUUCUAUAUACGAUCUCUGCUCUCUCUCUAUAUAUAAUACCUUUUGUUCAGUGUUCGUGUCGUGUAUGAAGUGAAAGCCCCAAAAAAGAAAAGAAAACAGCCAGAGAGCAAAGCAAGUUCAAAUCAAAACAAAAUGUAAGAGCAGACCAACAGUACAAAAGUCCCAAGAAAUAAAAAAAUAAAAAUAAAAAAAAAAGAAUAAAAAUCAGCAACGAGCAAAUGCAAAUGAUCGAAAAUAUUGUGUUACAGAAACCGAAUUAUGAAAUUCCCACGUCGGUGUAAAGUGAGAUGAUUUGAGGUCUGUGUUACAAAUCCUUUCCCGUGCCGUCGCCCCAACAUCAUGCUCGACAAAUUCAACACAAACGCAUUCAUAUCGUUUGGACUGGGAUUCAUACUGAUGUGGCUGAGCGAAGCCACGGAAGCCCACAUGAACUACACAGCCAAGCCGCGAGUAGUUCUUCCGCCUAAUUAUGUCAAGGAGAUACGACCGCCCUCGAAGAAGGGCUCCCCAGUGAUAGUAGACUUUAGCAUAUUCGUUGUAGAUAUUAACUCAAUUAACGUAGAGGAUAUGGACUUUAGAGUAGACAUGUUUAUACACCAGCGCUGGCUGGAGUCGCGUCUGGAGAUCCCGGACGACAUCUUCGAGGAGGGCGACGACUACGUGACGCUGCUUCCAGAGGUCUUUGAGAAUUUUUGGCAGCCGGAUCCCUACUUUCUCAAUUCCAAGAUUGCCGAAAUAGCGACACUGACCCACAAGUUCACGUCGGUGACGCUCUACAAGAACAAGACGGUGCGCUAUGCAGCCAGGAUGCACGCGAUCAUCGCCUGCCAGAUGGAGUUCCAGCUGUACCCCAUGGACAUCCAGGUGUGUCCCAUCUACAUCGAGAGCUUCUCGUCAAACAACCAGAAAGUUAAGCUGCGCUGGUCGGACUCCGGGGUAACCCUCAAUCCGGAACUGAAGCUGCUGCAGUACAAUCUCGGCCAGCCCUUGGAACUGGAGGAGAGCGACGGCUAUAUGCCCGAGAAGGUGGGCAACUUCUCCCGCCUCACCGUGUACUUCCGCUUCGAGCGCCAGAUCGGCCACCACCUCAUCCAGACCUUCGCCCCCUCCUCGCUGGUGGUGAUGCUCUCCUGGUUCAGCUUCUGGCUGGGACUGGACGCCAUCCCGGGACGGGUCACGCUGCUGGUCACCUGCAUGCUGACCUUGGUCACAAUGUUCACGGGCGCCGACAUUCCGCCAGUGGCGUACGUUAAGGCCCUGGACCUGUGGAUGGCCGGCUGCAUGCUGUCGGUGUUCGCCGCUCUGGCCGAGUUCGUGGUGGUGAAGGUGCUGGACGUGCAGUACCAGUACCAGGUGAACCGCAUACCCAAGCGCAUCAGCAACAUGGAGAAGGGCCAGUGUGCGACGGUGGCCAGUUGGGAGGGCGGAGCGGUGCGGUCGCGGAAAGCCACUCAAACGCCCACGACACCGGGCCAGACCUCGCUCCAAGGUAAUGGCGGACCGCCAAAGCCGGCAAGGCGGCAGAGUCUACUUUCUGUGGCCUGGACGGAUACGGAUACCGGCGUGGAAAAGAUCAUGUGGCGGGAGAUCGACAAGGUGUCCCGCGCCGUAUUCCCCAUCCUGUUCUUUGUCUUCGUCCUCCUGUACUGGCCGAUACUGCUGAUGAAGUCGUCCUAGGAUUUGGGGAGCUCCAGACUGCACAUGUCUGGACUCCGUUAAAAAGUCGAACGAACGCUAACCCGAUGAUGGAACUAUAACUGGACUGGAUUUAGAGAGCCCAAGUGCAAUGCCAGAGACCGGCCCGCGUCUUUGGAUCUUAAUAUAUCAGCAGGGAGAGCUGUCCUUACACUUACAGCUCCCUGCAAUCGAAGUACAAGAAACCACAAGGAAGUCUACAGUUACCUAUAUAAGUGCGUGCAUGGAUGGGUAUUACCAAAGCCUAGAUGGGGUACAUCGGAUGUACCGAGUAUAUAGCUUAGUUGUCGACUUAUUGCUCACGGAGAAUGUAUUGUUCAUUUGAGUAUUUGCUUUGUACAAAUCCGAUCUUGUAUUCAACAAUACCGAACACUCCCCCAUAUUAUUUAAAGUCUAUGCCACAAUCGAAGAAGUAUACCUAUAUAUAUCUCUCGGACACCGCGCACUCCCAAAGGGUUAAGAGCUUAAGCUACUCUAGGCAUUAAUCAUAAUACCACAUCGAUUUUCGAAAUUUUUUUAUUUAGUUCCGCCUUAUAUACACCGGAUAUUGAACAUAUGUAUAUCACUGUGCUAGCGACAAUACCCCCGAUCGAGAGGGUUGUCCCUACUUCGAAAGUAUACACUCUCAACAACUGCGAGCUACACGCAAAUCAUUUUCUGGCAAAACGAUUUUAAUUCAACUUUUGUAUUAGGCUUAAGCAAAUCAGCCAAGACAAUGGAAUUGGUGCUUUACGGAGAUAAUAAACAAAAUGGCCUCUAAGGAUAUUUGGAUUGUAAAUAACGAAACGAACAGUGAAUGCUUUUAGAGAUUUUUACAUAUUUAGAAUUAUUUAUCCAUUAUAGCGCAUUUUAAUGCAAACAUUAGAGCUGUGGCUUUUACAUCUAAUACUAAAAAUUGACCUGUAGUUCAAACAGCGCACAUCAGGCAAAAUUUUUGAAAAUAUGAACAUACAUAUAUAUAUUUGUUAAGCUAAAUCGAGUUUAUAUUUGAUAUGAAAAUACGGACACAAUGUAAAUACAUUACAUCACCACUAUAUAUUACAUGCAUAUAUAUUUAUCUAGGAUCGUAACCGCUAUACCAAGUUAAGUUUAUAUAAAUAUCUAUAUUCUUUCCAUCUUUUAAGUUAUGUUGUUCACUCAGCUACUCGUAGUUCAGUGAACCCUCUAAUAAUGUUAUCGAAAAGCUUUAAAUUUAUUCUUAAUAAAAGACAAGGCGCGUACAUCUAUCAAACAAA
Drosophila ficusphila is the source of this 3050-nucleotide messenger RNA. RefSeq names its product glycine receptor subunit alpha-2 (gene alka). Gene Ontology annotation, biological process: regulation of membrane potential; signal transduction; nervous system process. NCBI's taxonomy places the organism in Eukaryota, Metazoa, Arthropoda, Insecta, Diptera, Drosophilidae. The record is from RefSeq and is a predicted model, not a curated record. The transcript is spliced from 9 exons. Gene Ontology annotation, molecular function: chloride channel activity; neurotransmitter receptor activity; extracellular ligand-gated monoatomic ion channel activity. The coding region runs from base 460 to 1797 and encodes 445 amino acids. Gene Ontology annotation, cellular component: synapse; membrane; neuron projection.